CGAUGACGCAGCCGAUGCAGCUCCUCGAGGAGUACUAUAUGCCGCAGCAGCAGCAGCAGCAGCAGCAGCACGCGCAGGCGCAGGCGCAGCGUCAGGCUCAGGCGGAGCACCAGGCGCGCGUGCGGCACCAGCAGCUGUCUCGCGGCCCACCACCACCUCCGGACUCAUCGCGGGCGCCUCACAACUCGCACUCGUCGAUCGGCGGAGCCCCGACGCCGCCGACCAUGGCGCACCCUUCGCAUUCGCAGGCGCAGGCGCACCGCUACUCGCUCGAGCUGCGGCGGCAGCAGGAGGAGCAGCUGCAUAUGCUGCGCCAGGCGCAGCAGCGGCAGCAGCAGGAGCAGCAGCAGGCGGUGGCGGAGCGUUCGCGGCGCAAGUCGGCGGAGGAGGCGUACCUGCAGCAGCUCGCGGCGGCAUAUGGGCAUCCGAGCCCGCACACGCACACGCAGGCGGCGCACGGCGAUCACCUGUACAUGGCGUACACGGAUGGGGCGGGACACCCGGGUCUCCCGGGGGGUGGCGAGGAGGUGUAUCGUCUCCACGGUCACCCCGGGAUGCUGGAGCAGGGCUAUCGCCUGGUCGACGGAGCGCCGGGUCCGCUGGACCUGAUGGGAGUCCCCGGAGUGCCAGCGCAGGAGAACAGCCCCGUGGGGAUGCUCAGGUACGAAUCCCCGCUACCGUUGGAAUGAGGGCGUAGGCGGCGACGCGGCUCUGCCGAGGACCUUUCUUUCUCUUUGUUCGCUCAUCUCUUCUUUAUUUUCUUGUCUGCGAAACGUGUGUACUAUAAGGCGAGCGGUUAAUCGUGUCCUGCCGGAUCCUUCUUCCGUUCUUGAACUGUCUUCUUCGUGGUCCUGCGUUGCCUCUUUCUCCGCAUCCCUGACUCGACGUACACGCAAUGUAUAUAUUCCCGCUAUCGCUCUGCGUUUGCAUAUACCUACGGCGUAGUUUAAUUCGUGUGUCCCUUGCCGCCGCCUUCGACUCCCAUACACGAGUUGCCACGAGGCCGGCUGUUACCCCAUCCUGUGAUAUUACUGUACUCUGCUGUAGCUGCUGUCGAGGGUUUCCUGUAUAGACUUGCGCGGCGGAAAGUAAAUAAUCAUACCGAAUUAUUAUUUCAGAGAA
Postia placenta MAD-698-R-SB12 is the source of this 1122-nucleotide messenger RNA. RefSeq lists its product as hypothetical. The record is from RefSeq and is a predicted model, not a curated record. The transcript has a single exon. The annotation marks the transcript as partial. NCBI's taxonomy places the organism in Eukaryota, Fungi, Basidiomycota, Agaricomycetes, Polyporales, Adustoporiaceae.